Molecule: messenger RNA, 9868 nt
Organism: Pelobates cultripes (western spadefoot toad)
Lineage: Eukaryota; Metazoa; Chordata; Amphibia; Anura; Pelobatidae
Source: the annotation of a GenBank genome assembly
CCUCAGUGAGGUUGUUGGGUGUCGCGGGAGAGAGUGAGAAGAUGGCGGCUGCGGUGGAGAAGAUGUGAGUUGUGAAGAGUAUGGGGGGGGUAGUGGGUUCAAGGAGUGCCGCACUGGCUGCUGGAAGAGUGUCAGCCUAUGGGCCGGUGUGAGGAAAGCCCUGAUAGAAAGCAAUGGGGGGGAUAGUGAUGGAGUGGGUAGUUUAACAUGCUGCUGAUGGGUAGGACAAGGAAGGGACAAGGUAUGAAGUAGCCAAGAGGAGAGGCUGAGAGCAAUGGGAUGGGUCCACAAGGAGCCUAUAGACCCUGUGUCAGGGGCAUGUAGGCCUAACAGGCAGCCUUAAACUACUCAGUAGCAUCUUAUUGUGGUAGAGCUGGUCUAGGUCCACAUAUUUCCUAUUCCAAUAUUUUAAUAUUUAUUUCAUGUUUAUAUGUUUAGUUUGUAUUGCCUACAUUCUGUUCCCUAACUCUAUUUACUCUCCUAUAAAAGGUAUUUCUGCUUUUGUCUAGUCCUAGUAAAAUAAGCUAAAAUUGUAGUUACAUUUUUAUAAAAAAAAUGUUUUUUUGUUUUUUUUAAAGGAACACUUCAAGUACCAUAACUGCCACAGCUCGCUGUAAUAGUGAGUUUAAAUUAAACCGUUACUCCAUGCACAUUACGAUUUUGGUGAUUUGAAGCGUUCCUGGUGUCUGGAGGCUGCCUGUGCAGCGUGUAGCUAUGAAACGUUGCAUAUCCUGAGAUUAACAUGUUGGCUGCCAGAUAUAUAACAAAUUUGUGGGCUGGCUUAUAUCAGUUAUGUUCAUGCACUGCACUCCUCAGUUAUGCUAUUGUUUUUCUUGUGGCGGAAGGGGUUCUGAUCACAGAAAGCGUUACUGCAACUAACACCAGUGUUUUAUGCAAACACUGAUUUCCGGUUACAGCAGUAACCCUCCCGGCUCUGUUAUCCCCGCCCCUCACAAAAAAGUCUUACAUAAAGAGUAGUAUUCAUGAAAUGUUCACAUUGAAUGUGUCUGCACUAUCCCCUGGUAAUAUAAACCUUUUAGGUACUGUUUGACAUACAGAAAAUUUGUCGGCUUCAAAGGACUAUCCACAUCAACAACCUGCAUUUCAGAGGGCAAGAGGCUCAUCCUUUGAAUUGCAAGAUUCUGCCCUUUUAAACCAGGGAACUCUUGCCCAGCUGGAUGGUUUGGGGAUGGUGGUUAUUGCAGUAGCAAAUGGUCCCCACCACCCCCACAAAUUUAUCUUGAAUAUAUGUAUUUUCAGAAUGCGUGUUUGCAAUAGAAUUGAAAGUGACCGUCAAAAUUUCCUUGCUAUUUUUGUAGUCUGUCCACAAGUUCAUCCCUAUCCUGCUUUGACUUUUUACGUUUGGCAGAAUCUUGGGAAAUGAGUUUUGAGAGUACACCAGCCAUGUGUUUUUAUAACAAUUAUCCUUUUGUUCUCUCACUCAGCCUUGGGGAGCAGUAUUACAGAGAUGCUAUGGAACAGUGCCACAAUUACAAUGCUCGCUUAUGUGCAGAGCGCAGUGUUCGCAUGCCCUUCCUGGACUCACAGACUGGAGUUGCUCAGAGCAACUGUUACAUUUGGAUGGAGAAACGGCAUCGAGGUCCAGGUACACCAAACACAUGUUUCAGUUAAUACAAAACAAGAUACACCUCCUUUUUGGAGGGGUGUGUAUUCAAACGAGUGCUAAAGUGAAUAAACCGCACUCUGUACCCUUGUGUGGAAUACCCUAUCAUCCACACCCAAAAUACAAAAUCUAUAGAGUGGUAUAAGUAAAACCUACAUCUUAAGUAGAGCACUAAAAUAGCUAUGCAGAUGGGGUUAAAAUUACCCAAUGUUACCUUGUUAAAAACUUUGACUUGUGGUACAUAUAAAAGAUAAAAUUAGAUACAAUAUGGUGCAGAUGGUAUAAAGAAAUGGAUAGAAUAAAUGGUAGAGAAGUAAAGGCAUGUGAAGGAGCCUUUAAAUAUAUACUGGCUCCGUAACUGGGCUUUUAUUUGUAUAGUAAUGGACAUCCUUUCUGUUUUGUAUGUAUGCUGACACUCCCCUUCAAUUUCCCAUUGCCAGAAAGGGGUGCUACACCUGGCAAUGGGAAAUUAAAGGAGAGUUUAUGGUUUUUAGUUCGCAAUAGAUUAAAAAUGGAAAAUAAAGAGACAUAGUAAGAAAAGAGGCGAUUGGAAAAUGUUGACUAUGGCAUGACUGUGAUGCUUUAAGAUUACAUUCCAAACACCUAAGGCAUGAAUGUGUCCUGUUUUUUUUGUUUUUUUUUUCCCUGCUCCAUUCUACAAAAAGUGAAGAUUUCAAUAGAUACGUGUUGCACCUUCAUAGCUGUCAAGCAGACAACUGCGGUCCUGUUACUUCCUUGUAGUUUAGCUCAGUAGAGCUGAAUUGGAGGGAAACAAGAGCCCAGAGCACCUGCCUUGCAAAGAUUUCUCAAUGUGCUACAUUGAUAAGUCUGUGAUUAGAAAGGUACAGAAAGUCUGCACUGUGGAAGAAGGGAGAUGGUUUUCAAUGGCUACAGAUAAGAAGAGAUCUGCAACUUUUGCAAGCUAUUUUAGCUAUACCGCCAGUGAAAACAAAAUGCAUAAUUGACCCAGGACAUACUUGAAAACAAGAAAAAUCUCAAUGUAUCCUUCCUGGUAAAAUAUUUUAUAAUUAAUUAAAUGCAUGCACAUUUCUUUAUGGGUAUCUCUACUGAACAGUCCCUUUAAAACCAGCACAGUACGUUUUGACAUAAUUAAAAAAUCAUGUUUCAGUAGUGAUUUUACUAUGUUUACAUCACAAGUGAUUAUUUUGUAAUUCACAUUAUAUUUAUAAUACCUUAGACGACUGACACCACGACUUGUGGUGUGUUUUUUUUUUUUUUUUUUUUAAAAUAUAUUUAAAAGACAAAAUAAUACAUACAGUAUGAAUAUAUAGUAGGGUACAGAUCAGCAACUAUGGGGAAAACAUGAACAGAAGAUGGGAAAAAGGAGAGGAGGACUAGGGUACCAUUGAGAUAUAGCGAGGAAGGUGACCUUAAUCAAAAGGCACCACAUGAAAGCCACACAUAAUAAUGAAGCAAAUCAAUUGGAAUUAAAAGUUAACCAAGGAUUCCAUAUCUUUUGAAAUGUACCAGUUAAGGUAGAAUUCUUAACUAUCACAGUUAAUGUGUCAAUUGGAUAAUUAUCCUUUAUUUUAUAUAGUGUCCCUGUGUCAAAAUUCCUGCUAGCAACCAAUGGCCCAUAAGUGAUUUCUCAAGUCUUUAAAGAUGUAAAUGAUUCAAGUGUCUCCCCUGCAAUUAGUUGGUAGGCCUAAUGUAACUACCUGCAUGUAGAUAGCAACCCUAUUUAUUAUGUUCUCUGUAUUUAAGGUACUGCACCAGGGCAACUUUACACCUACCCUUCUCGACGCUGGCGUAAAAAGAGGAGAGCGCACCCUCCUGAGGAUCCCAGGCUCUCGUUUCCUUCUCUCAAACCCGGUAAUGUGACUAAUAACGGUUUGUGGUGCUUACAAAUAUAUGCUUUUUAGAAUAAGCUAAUUACAGACCACUAGCCUGGAGUUAGAUGACUUGUAAUAAAGAAUAUGAUAUUUUGAUUCCUUUUUAGCUUUAACUUUUUUACAAUUAUUUUACUUUGUAUCCAUGUGCGGUCCCUAGGGGCUUUCAAAUUUACUAACAGGAAUCCAUAACAGGUCAGGACAUGACAUCUUCCAGCUGAAAUACAGACAAAUGACAGUUUUAUUGACAGUUGUGUCUAAACAAAGGCUAUUAGACUUGUUAAAGGUUUCAUAAAGAAUCUGUAUUAUUGACUUUGCCAUUAAGAUUUGUAUUUAUUACAUUUUGUAGAUCCAGAACAGAUCCUGAAAAAGGAAGGUCUAAUACCACAGGACGGUAGCAGCUUAGAAGCUUUGCUUCGAUCAGACACCAUUGAGAAGAGAGUUGUGCCGGACCCUCGUGAUGAUGACAGCCUUACUGAAUUCCCUCCUGUUGCCAGCCGCGCACGGAAGGUACAGGCCUACAGCACAAGACAGCGUUACGUAGCGAGCGGGAUUAUCACGGUAAAGACAGUGAGGCCACACACAGCCUGGGGGGAGAAGGAGCUGCGGUCCCGUGUCCUUUACAGGGCAUAUUAUAGUUUUGUGUAAAAGUAAUGUACUCAUACAUAUGUAUAUUGGUGCUUUAUAGAAUAUAAACUUUACUAAUAUUUUUCUCUUCAGUAUUCUACACACUACUUUUGUAGAAUCGUAAAAUCUUCAAUCAUAGUAAUUUCAAGGAUUUUAAACUAAAUGUGGGGGCUCUAAAGGAUGGCCUGAUGCACCAUUUACCUGUUGGAUAAAUGGUUUAGAAUUUUUUAGAACAAUUCUCCUGUUAAUUUUUUUUUUUUUGGGGUCUGAAGGAGUACAUUUACAACCUGUGGUCACACAGUACUGGCCCAGCCAAGAAUAAAAAAACAAAAAACUGUUUUACCUCCCUCUAUAUUAAAUUUAAUUGCAUAUGCCAGAGGUGCACAGAUGUGCAGCUCUUUGUUGUGGUUACCAAGACAUGGGAUGUACUUAGAAUAAUGUAUAAAGAUAACCUCUUUAGUAAAGAAAAUGCAUUUACUCUGUUAUUGAUCCUAAAACUGUUAGGCCAGGAUAGUGGGGCGCAUCUUAGUUUUAGGCAUUUACACAAAUAAAGUUGUGUUACAUGUAUACCAGUGCCUCAAAUGGCAGUCAGUAUUGUGUAUAUGCAUGUGCAUAGAGGUUUGCGAUAGUUUGUGUGUUAAAAAAAAUAAAAAAAUAAUAAUUUUUUUUUUCCAUACAUAAUGCUUGUGACCCAGGCAGUCUGGUGUAUCUGAGACACACAGAAAUUUAAGGGAACAUAGCAUAGGCCUAAACAUCAGUUAUUGGAUAUGUUUUUCCUGGAGUGCACUAAUCACUUUAAAAAGUCACAUCAUCUGGUAUUGUGUCAGAGACGUCAACAGUUGCUUCAUUAUCAUUAACAGGGCAGUAGUGGCUGAUGUGGCUCAACUGUUGUGGAUUAGCUUUACUAUUCACUGUCUUUUUUGAACAAUAUUCCAGGUGUGGCUGGCUAAAGGUCAUCUGUCAAUACAACAGUGACUGUACAUUUAUAUAUUUGCAUUUGACAACAUAUUUAGUUCCCAACGAAGGCGCCAGCUUGUGCCUAAACUUGCGUUGAACUACAGUUUCUUGUAUUUUUCUCACACAAUUAUGGGGGUGAUGUGAGUGUUACGAUUUGGAGGUGGAAUUGAGUGGGGAAGAUUAGGGUAUUACUUUAGCUUAACUGUUUUGCUAUGGACUAGGCAUUAUAUGUAGAGACUGAUACCCCCAAGACAUUCAACAGUGAUUAAUCUCAACCGUGCAGCCUUACAUUUCUCUAUCCUAUUAUGUAUAUAUCAAGAGACCCUAAACAUCUCAAUUAUUUCCUUAUUUAUUUUUGUAAUAAAGUGUGGCACACAUUUACUUCAUACACCACUUUUUUAUUUUUUAUUUUUGUUCUUGAUGGUUUUAAAGAUCUUUUUUAAUCAGGCAAUUUUUCUUUUUUUUUCUUUUUUGUUUGCACAUGACUUUGUGAAAUAUGACGUAAACGUCUCAUACAUUAUCCUAAGCUGUAUUCUUGGCAAGCAUUAGUAUCUGUAUACGUAGAAUUCAUUUUCCAGGUAUUCAAUGCGUUGAAAUGCAGAUAUAUGGGUCAUGGCUGUAAGAAGAACUGAGAUCGAGCCAAACUGUUAACUGGUACACUAGAAAACGGGGGGGGUAACUCCAAAUAGGAAACUAAUAUGAAUAGGCAAAGAGUAGUGUAUCAUUAGGGACUGGGAUAUGUAAUAUACCCUAAGAGUACCAGCUAACUUCAGGAAAGAACCAUAAAAUAGCCUCCAGACUAGGAACAAAAGAAGAGACAAUAAAAGAAAUAAUGCAUUUUAUUAAAUAUAAUAUAAAACAAUAAUGUACUAUAAGGUGCUCGUGUACAAAAAGUGAAUGAACAGGUUUUAGAUGGAUAAAGUAAUGAUGUAACGUAAAAAAAUGCUAUUUCAGCAUACGAGUUAAUCUCGUAAUUUCAAAUUAGCCUAUUCUACAAUAAUAUUAGGCUACCUCUUAUAGUGGUAUAAGGAUGAAUAGGAAUAGCAAUAUACUGAUGUUCCAUUGAAACUGGUUGAAGUAAAUAUGCUAGGUAACAGAAGAACCUGUUACGGGGUCAUGGUAAGUAAUGGAACAAAACCUGAUAUUAAUAUUGCCUAGCAUACGUCUGUGCCAGGGUAUAUAUCUCAGUUAAAUACGGCAAGUGGGAAAGAUAACAUAGCAAUAGAAAUUUGGGGGGAGGGGAGAAUAAGAGGCAGAUCCCCCAUUAAACUCAGAUAAUAUACCCCAAUCACGACCUAUAGUUUUAAUAUAGCCAAUUGUAGAUGUUAUAAUAGUGCUAUUUUAAUGGAAUGAUGGGUACUCCGAUCCUCCUAACUUAGGUGAUCACAGUAAGAACUGUUGUGCCUGAGCCAGCUUCUAUCACUAUAACAACUCUCGAAAUCAGGUUCGUUGAAGUGAUUAGCCAAUAGUUUCUUAAAUUGGUUCCAUGCUUGGUGGCUAUCUGAUUGCUCUGCUAUGAAGCAAUUCUCUGCUACAGUGUCUUCCUAUUGACACACUAACAUUUUUACCUCUGUCCAUUUAGCGCAUUCUGGAACCUGAUGACUUCUUGGAUGACCUGGACGAUGAAGAUUAUGAAGAAGAUACGCCAAAAAGACGUGGAAAAGGCAAAGCAAAGGUGAGGUGUGAAGUGUGGUUGAUUUAAUAAUGUACUACGGAACUCAGAGGUAAGUAAUAGGGCAUUUCACUUUUAAACUAGGCUAUAUUUCUUCUAUGACAUUCACAGAAAAUGAAAACCCUAUAAAUGUUCAUCUAGUUCUACCAGUAUUUUCUUGUGCUUGUGGGAAUACACGGUCAUGAAUUAAUUGUCUAAUUAAACAAGUUCAAAUGUAUGCAGUCCUGAGGGUUAGGAAAAAAAUCUUACCUUGAAAAUUCUAUGCACUAAAACCACUUGUCACUCAAUAAUGUUGACCGAAGUCAUUUAGCAGUUUUUUUGGCUAAAAGAGUCAUUUUUGAAGCAUUACUCUAUAUUUUGCUGCCAGUGAUAGACAGCCCAUACAUUCUCAUCCUAUCACUGAUGCUUGAGUAGCUUCUUCUCAUUUUACAGAAAGCAGAGGAGAUGAAACCAGACAGGCACCUGGGGGACUCCACUACAGUGUUAAAAUGUUAAAAAAUGGUUUAACACUUGUAGGUAAGAAGACCCCAGGGACUCUAGAAACCAUAACAACCUCAUUGACACAGUGUUUUUGGUGGCUGGGGUGUUCCUCUUUAUGUAUCUAGCUUCACAUCCGCUACCAGCUCUUCAGAUGUGAAUAUACAAAAUCUUUCCACCGGUUUAAAAGCCGCUUCUUAUAAUGUAUGAAUUGAUAACACUUUUUGGUGCAUUGUUCUAAAAAUAUCCUGUUCUAGAGGCAUCCAUGACAUUAUUAUAAUAAUGCACUAAGUCAUUAAGUCUCAAGGAGCUUUCUUUUUAGCAGUAAAAAAAACAUACUGAAGCACUACUGAUGUGAUUUUUGCAGUCCAAGUGAAAGGAGAAAAUCAGUGUGCUGUCUUUAAAGCUGGGUAGUCACAUACUUUCUCUCACGCCAGUAAAUACAUUUGGAGAGUUUCCUGCGGUCAGCAAUGCAGCAGAGGUGAAAAACAAAACACACCUCCUUGGUCCUUCCAUCUUCAGGGUGAAGUGUUUGCCCCAUGCUUACAUACCUGAAUAGAGAUUCCAUUCGAGUGCAUGCAUGUUUGAGCAUAUUGUUCCAUUUGUGGCUUACAUUCAUUUGCAUGAAGGUAAACCUCAAAUGCUCCCCAAUCACUCACCGCUCAUCAACUGGGAGUGUAUCUACAGCAAAACCUUUACACCGGUGAGUGACGUUUUUAAUUUUUUGAGCAGUGAGAAGUGCAGAUUUGUACUUGGAAUCGGUGUAUGACCUCUAGCUUUUCUUCAUCAUGCAAGAACAGUGAGUGCUAUUUGCCAGCCAGAUCCCUCUGUCUACUUUAUUCGGUAACAUGCGGGUUCUGGUCCAAAAAAAAAAAAACAACAGUAUCCAUCUCAAAAAGCUCAUUUCCACUUUAGCCCCCUCUUGGCUGCAUUUUAAAUCUGAUUUGUUUACGAGAAUGUUUACUCUCAUUUGACUUACUCUGCAUCACAAUGUAAAUUAAGAAAGCACUUUGGAGCCUCUGGCACAUUUUUCUUCUGUUCUAAAUAAUUCUUUUGAUUUCAGGGAAAAGGUAUAGGCAGUGCCAGGAAAAAGUUGGAUGCAGCUGCUUUGGAUGACAGAGAUAAACCAUACGCUUGUGACAGUAAGACUUAUAUUCCUCACUUCAAUACUAUUUAUUCAUUAUUGCUCAUACAUUUCAGACUUCCCAGAAAUAUAUAUUACUCUUUAAAGAUGCCUUUUGAAACCUUUUCCUAUUGUAAUUACACAUUUUAUCAACAAGGACUAGAGAGCUCUAAAGGAGUCUUCUAGAGCAGUGACUGCUAACUUUUGGCACUCAUUUAUUUUGUAGGUUAUGAUUCUCAUCCAGUCCUCUAGCAUUAUAGCGAGAGCUAAAUGUUAGCAUGUCCAUCUAUGUCACCUGUAGAUAAUUUUUGUAAUUCUCUGCCAGCCUAAUGACUUAGAGUUGUAGUCAUCAACUCUUCGUUAGCCGUCACUGUUCAAGACCUAUGGUUUAGUAGAACAUGCAUGAUUACUUAUAUUUUAGCCAGUGUCUAGGUAGAUACAUAGGUAUAUCUCGUACUUUGUGCUGAAACUACAUUACAUACGUAGAAUUACGUGUGCGUGCCUGUGGUUGUAUGCGCUUAUACAAGUAAACCAGAAUACCACCUCAAUCACAAGAAAAUAUAUGGUGACUUCUAUAUUCUCAGUAUGAUUUUCUGAAAACAGGUGUACAUGCUUGCAAUUUUGAUUACGUGAGUUGGCGUAUGGUAAAGUUAGCAUCUACUCUCUUAGAGAUUCACUUACAUUUCCAUCCAACAAGCUAUUACUCUCCCUCUUUUUAAAAUGCCUUUGAAGUAGGAUAUCCACGUGGUAUUAAGAAAAGUGUUGUCUUGCAGUGUAACACUUUGGCUACUGAACUAUUAUUCUUUUAAUCCCCCCAAUAUGAGCAUUUGAGAGUAGUGGUGGUUUUCUCUUUUCUCCUGCGGCAUUUCCUGUUCAGUGUAAACUUCUUGAGAAGGCAGUUGCUUGUUCCUUUCUUGUGUAACUUCACAUAUGUGCGGCUUGUAGACAGCCAAUUAUUAUAAUUAAGUGGGAAUUUGGUGCGUGCUCAAUUUUGGCAACAUACUACUAAUAGUGCUAAUAGAAAAGGAAAAAAAAUGCAUGCUAGUUUCUUUCCAUUCUAAGUUGCCAUGCCUUUAAUGUAGCACUUGACUUAUGCCCAUUAUUUAGCUCUGCACGGUAACUUAGAGAUUGCACAGUGACAUUAUCAGUCACUCACAUUGAAACAGUCCCCUCUAUGAGACCUAUAACUUAAUAGCCAUGAUAUGCAUUUGAGAUGCCUUGUUUUGAAGAAGGGGAAAAAAAAAGUCCGGAAAUAGCUUCAAUCUCGGAUCUGUAUAAUCAACAAAUAUAGUGAAACCAUUGCAUUCAAAAUGCUUUUGUGUGCUUGGCUUUGUGUGUUUAUUUUUUAUUUGAUUUUGGUGUGAUAUGUAUUUUUUUUAGAGGACGGAGGAUGGUUGCUUCCAGCAGACUGAUCCACUGUUCAACUACUACUGACAUGGAAAUAAUAAGGGAAAAUGUAACCUUCUCUGGAGCAGGGAAUUUCCCAUAAUUUGAAAAAAAUGCUUAAAUGGUCAGGCAACAUAUAUCACUACACAUGC